This is a messenger RNA of Carcharodon carcharias (great white shark), 6024 nucleotides long. It is a transcript of the gene gpr179, whose product is annotated as G protein-coupled receptor 179. The record is from RefSeq and is a predicted model, not a curated record. Gene Ontology annotation, molecular function: G protein-coupled receptor activity. Bases 1 to 6024 code for a protein of 2007 amino acids. Gene Ontology annotation, biological process: G protein-coupled receptor signaling pathway. The transcript has 11 exons. Lineage: Eukaryota; Metazoa; Chordata; Chondrichthyes; Lamniformes; Lamnidae. Gene Ontology annotation, cellular component: membrane.
AUGUCUGUGCUGCGAGUGAUUCUCUUGCUCCACAUCGGAGUCUUUGGCGGGUUCGGGGGUUUUCAAAGCCUCAGGAGUAAGCCGAAGCCUGGCCUCUCCCGGGUGUGGAAUGGGUCACAGGUCUCCAUGCUGGUCAUGUCUCCAGAAGGCAGGUUGGACAAACCAGACCCAGAGACAUCGGAAGCUGCCACUUAUUUCCUCUACUCUGGCGAUGCCUCCAAGCUGGUGCGAGUGAACUGCACAAGACGGGUAGAGAUCAGAGGCGUGAAUGGAGAUCCAGCCGUGAGCCUCCAUUCGUUGGUUCACGGGGCCAUAGACACAAUGAUACACGCCACCAAUUUCCUCAAUUUAGUCUUUCAGACCAAUGACAUUCGGGAGUCUAGUGUUAAGGAGGAUAUUGAGUGGUACCAUGCCUUAGUGAGGAGCAUCGUUGAAGGAGAUGCCAAGAUCUUCAGGGCGGUGCUGAUUCUCGAUGUACCGACCAUACCUUCCAAAUCCCAGCUGGUGCUCCAGGCAACCAAACAAGAGGAUGAGAUCUACCUGCGGGAGCUCUCCUCCAGCUCGGAUUACCUGGAGAACCAGACUGUGGACAACGAGUGGUUCAAUGAGAUGAAACACCAAAGGACGCCUUAUCUCAACAAGAGGAUCUUAAACAACGACCUGAAAACACUGGAUACCCCGAAGUGGGGCCAAGGGGACAGUUACAUGAUUGAUAAAGGCCAUAUUAAAUGGUCCAGCCCGUUCUUAGAUUGUGAAGAUUAUAAAUUCAUCCCCAAAUGGAUGAUGACCUUGUCUUCUUCAUUCUAUGGACUGAAGCCCGACCUCAGUCCCGAGUUUAAGGGCGUGAUUCGAAUGGAUGUUAAUCUGCAGAGUGUGGAUAUUGACCAGUGUUCAACUGGAGACAGUUGGUUUGCAGAUUCCCAUCAGUGUGAUGUAAACAGCACACAGUGUACUCCACUCAAAGGACAAGGGUUUCAACUGGGAGCCUAUCAGUGUGUCUGUAAGGAAGGAUUUUACAACCCUAAUCUUAUCUCAACCAACAACUUUGGUAGGCAAGAUGAUAAACACAUCUCCUACUUCAGCCGCUAUGCUGUUGGUGAGCCCAGGAGACUGUUUCAGUGUCUACCGUGCAAAGAUGGUUGUGGUUCAUGUGUCAGUGAUGCUCCAUGCUUCACCCAGGUGGAUGGGCACUUAAGACUGGCUGUCCUGUCCUUCCAAGCUUUCUGCAUGUUGUUGGUGUUCAUCAGUAUGGUGGUGGUUUAUCGCUUUAGAAAGAACAAGCAAAUCAGAUCAUCAGGUUUGCUCCUGUUGGAGACCAUACUCGGGGGAUCCAUCCUACUGUAUUUUCCAGUGUUUAUCCUAUAUUUUCAGCCCAGUGUUUUCCGAUGUGUUCUCCUGCGAUGGGUGAGGACCCUGGGAUUUGCCAUCAUCUACGGAACAGUAACGUUGAAGAUUUACAGAGUGCUGAAGGUGUUCCUAUCUCGUACGGCCCAGAGAGUACCCUAUAUGACUUGCUGCAGGGUGCUAAAGAUGUUGGGUGUCAUCGUGCUAACAGUCUGUUGGUUCCUCAUUGCCUGGACAGUGGCUGCCUGGGAAAACAUGGACAGAAAGAUCCCACUGGUCAUCCAGUCACAAACUACAGAUGGACGGUUGUUCAACAUGUGCCAGCUCGAUUGUUGGGACUACAUGAUGGCCACUGCUGAGUUUCUCUUCCUAUGCUGGGGCAGUUAUCUCUGCUACGCUGUGCGAACAGUCCCAUCCACAUACCAUGAGCCUCGCUUUAUGGGCCUCGCCAUCCACAAUGAAAUCCUCAUGUCUGCUGCCUUCUAUGGUGUCAGGUUCACCAUGGCAAUGACUCUUCACCCUGAUUGGAUGCUACUGCUCUUCUUCGCUCAUUCCCACCUUACAGUUACGAUGACUCUGAUUCUGCUCUUCAUUCCCAAGUUCCUCCAUGUGGGAGCACCUGUGAGGGAGGACAUAGUGGCCGAGGUAUAUGAGGACGAGCUUGACAUGCGCUUUUCUGGUUCCUAUCUCAACAGCAGUAUCACGUCUGCCUGGAGCGAUCACAGCCUGGAGCCUGAUGAUAUCAGGGAUGAACUGAAGAAGCUUUAUGCCCAACUGGAAGUGCAUAAGACAAAGAAGAUGACAGCCAAUAACCCACACCUGCAGAAAAAGCGGAGUUCCAGGAGAGCUCUCGGUCGUUCCAUCAUUAAGCGUAUAACUGAAAUCCCUGAGUCAAUGAGCAGACAGUGCAGCAGAGAUGGAUCUAUUGCAGGGAGCAGUUAUGCGGGUUCAUACAGAAAAAAGCUUUAUGAUUCUGCCAGCUCCAGCCUGAAAGUGAAGGAAGACUCCAUAAAGCAUCGUGUUUUCUCAAUAAGAAAAUCUCACAGUACCUAUGACCAUGUCAGGGAGCAUCGGGAUGGUCACAUCAGCAGGGCCGAUUCCGCCAGAGAUCCUUCGCUGUUGGAUUCACUGAUGAGGAAGAAGCUGGCGAAGAAAGCCUCGCAGAGAUCCGACAUUGACUCGUUAGAUGACGCCCCUUUAGUGUACAAGUCUGUUAGUGCACAUAACCUAACCGUGGAUAUGAAUCCAUUAAAUGUCAAGGCAGGCACACUGCAAAAAUCUCUCAGUGUUGUUAGCUGUGCAAGAGAAAAUUCAUUGACGAUCACAAUAAAGCAUGAAGAGAACACAAAACAGGUGGGAGACAGAGUUCAAAAGAAGCCGUCAAUCAAGCAAGCACCAGCCAAGCCACAGCCUUCCACGGCUCCAAUACAGUCGGAAGAGGCAAAUAAAACCACCGAUUCAACCAUGCAGCAGGGAACCAGUGAACCCCCUCAAGAAACAUCAAAGCCACUGUUACAAGACAGCCGCAACAACACUCUGGUUUGUCCCUGGGACUUUCAGGACCUGCAACCUCCACCUUCUGAGACAAAGGAUAACAAAUACACCACCUGUGCCAAACGGAGCAGUGUUGACAACUUACAGUCGCAAGGAAAGCUGCAGGGGAACAGAAAAAGAUUUGCCAAUUUGGUGAGGAAGCAUCGAAGUUUGCUUCAAGAUACCGUUGGUUGUGAUGUGAAGGAGACAUCAAUGGUUCAGUCUGAAACUGCAGUGUCAACCGACGUGAAACAUGGAGCCAAUACAUCACCAAGAUUUGGCAAAUCAGUAGAAUAUUCAAGAAAAGACAGCAUUCAUCCUGCAGCAGUCUCCCCCAAGGCUGAUAAAACACGAUUAUCUACUGAAAAGAUUGAUCAAAUAAAAACGGAUGCCCCUGUAGUUGGAAGCAAGCGGGAAAAAUAUAUGUCACUCAUGAAACAAGCAUCAAGCAUUAGCUCCAUCAUUUGUCCGUGGGAGACAAUGGCAGAUGAUACAUCAUCCAUGGAUUCAAGUGUAGAUCAGAAGAAGGGAAGGUCUUUGUCAGUCUGUGUUGGUUCCCCAGAAUCACUUUUACAUGGAUCAUUGAAAGUUAAAGAUGCAAAUGAUCCAUUGAAUCAACCUAAAGGUUUUGGACAGUCCUUGAAACUCCUAGUGGCACCAGACAAAAUAAAGGAUAGCAAGAAAGAGAAGUCGAGGAAAGUAAAUGAGAAAGUCAAGGGCGGUACAGAAAAAGAAAAGAAAACUGAAGCAGCGAGUUCAUUAGGUAAGUCUGCAGCUAUUUGUCCUUCAGAAACAGUGGAGGCCAAGAACAAGGAAGAAAAAUCACACUCAACUGAUAAGUCAAAAAUGGCAGCUACCUCUCCGCUGCACACAGGAGAUACAGGGAACAAGCGGGAAAAAUAUAUGUCACUCAUGAAACAAGCAUCAAGCAAUAGCUCAAUCAUUUGUCCAUGGGAGACAAUGGCAGAUGAUACAUCAUCCAUGGAUUCAAGUGUAGAUCAGAAGAAGGGAAGGUCUUUGUCGGUCUGUGUUGGUUCCCCAGAAUCACUUUUACAUGGAUCAUUGAAAGUGAAGGAUGCAAAUGACCCAUUGAAGCAACCUAAAGGUUUUGGACAGUCCUUGAAACUCCUAAUGGCACCAGACAAAAUGAAAGAUAGCAAGAAAGAGAAGUUGAGGAAAGUAAGUGAGAAAGUGAAGGGCAGUACAGAAAAGGAAAAGGAGAAGAAAACAGGAGAGACCAAGAACAAGGAAGAAAAAUCGCAGUCAACUGAUAAGCUUAAAGUGGCAGAUACCUCCCCACUGCGCACAGGAGAUACAGGGGACAAGCGGGAAAAAUACAUGUCACUCUUAAAACAGGCAUCAGCAAAUGCUACAAUCAUCUGUCCAUGGGAUGUCAUUUUGGAAGAGACAUUGGGCAUCAAUGCAGAUCAGAAGAAGGGUAGGUCUUUAUCACUUGGUGCUAAUGUCUCAAGAUCACUUGUGCAUGGCAGCUUGAAAGCAAAUGAUGUAAAUUAUUCAUUGCAGCAAUCUAAACAAUUAACACUAUCAUUAAAACUUAUGAUGGCACCAGGAAAGAUGCUCGAUAGAGAGAACAAAGGAGGAAACUCUCUGCCUGUUGAUAAAUCAAAGGUCGCGGAUGUCUGUCCCUGGGAUACAGAGAAUACUGGGAACAAGGAGGAAGCAUCACUGCCUGUUGAUAAAUCAAAGGUCACGGAUGUCUGUCCCUGGGAUAUAGAGAAUACUGGGAACAAGGAGGAAGCAUCACUGCCUGUUGAUAAAUCAAAGGUCACGGAUGUCUGUCCCUGGGAUACAGAGAAUACUGGGAACAAGGAAGCAACACUGCCUGUUGAUAAAUCAAAGGUCACGGAUGUCUGUCCCUGGGAUACAGAGAAUACUGGGAACAAGGAGGAAGCAUCACAUCCUGUUGAUAAAUCAAAGGUCGCGGAUAUCUGUCCCUGGGAUAUAGAGAAUACUGGGAACAAGGAGGAAGCAUCACUGCCUGUUGAUAAAUCAAAGGUCGUGGAUGUCUGUCCCUGGGUUACAGAGAGUACUGGGAACAAGGAGGAAGCAUCACUGCCUGUUGAUAAAUCAAAGGUCGUGGAUGUCUGUCCCUGGGAUACAGAGAAUACUGGGAACAAGGAGGAAGCAUCACAUCCUGUUGAUAAAUCAAAGAUCGAGGAUAUCUGUCCCUGGGAUAUAGAGAAUACUGGGAACAAGGAGGAAGCAUCACUGCCUGUUGAUAAAUCAAAGGUCGUGGAUGUCUGUCCCUGGGAUACAGAGAAUACUGGGAACAAGGAGGAAGCAUCACUGCCUGUUGAUAAAUCAAAGGUCACGGAUAUCUGUCCCUGGGAUGCAGAGAAUACCAGGAACAAGGAGGAAGCAUCACCACCUGUUGAUAAAUCAAAGGUCGCGGAUAUCUGUCCCUGGGAUAUAGAGAAUACUAGGAACAAGGAGGAAGCAUCACUGCCUGUUGAUAAAUCAAAGGUCGCGGAUGUCUGUCCCUGGGAUAUAGAAAAUACUGGGAACAAGGAGGAAGCAUCACUGCCUAUUGAUAAGUCAAAGGUCGCAGAUGUCUGUCCCUGGGAUACAGAGAAUACUGGGAACAAGGAAGCAUCACUGCCUGUUGAUAAAUCAAAGAUCGCGGAUAUCUGUCCCUGGGAUACAGAGAAUACUGGGAACAAGGAGGAAGCAUCACUGCCUGUUGAUAAAUCUAAAGUUCCAGCUAUUUGUCUUUUGGAGACAGAACAUACUGGAAGCAAUGAACAAAAAACACCGUCCAUUGAUAAAUUUAAGCUCAUAGUUACCGGUCCCUGGGAUACAGAAAAUACUGGGAAGGAGGAGGAAUUAUCACCACCUGUUGAUAAACCUAAGGUCACAGAUAUCUGUCCCUGGGAUACAGGAGAUAGUGGGAGCAAAGGAGAAUUACCACUGCCUAUUGAUAAGUCUAAAGUUCCAGAUGUUUAUCUUUGGGAGACAGAACCAUCAGCAACUGGAAGAAUUCAAAUGUGUACAAAAGCUGAAAGUAAUUUAACUCCCUGGGACAUUCAGGCAACAACAAAACAGCCUGAAAAUAAAGAAGCUGAAAGACCAAAAGAUAAAGAAAAUGUUAAUGAUUCCACUGUCAGCUGUCCUAUGCAUUUAGUAUGA